Molecule: messenger RNA, 1080 nt
Organism: Aspergillus pseudotamarii
Lineage: Eukaryota; Fungi; Ascomycota; Eurotiomycetes; Eurotiales; Aspergillaceae
Exons: 2
Coding region: 1-915 (304 amino acids)
Molecular function (GO): 4 iron, 4 sulfur cluster binding; catalytic activity
Source: RefSeq, a predicted model, not a curated record
AUGGAUCUUUCCCCGAUAGCUGCCCGAUUUGAGCGGCGUCUCCAUGUUAAUUAUCAUUUUACGCGCCGAUGCAAUUAUGAAUGUGGUUUCUGCUUUCACACUGCGAAAACCUCCUACCUGGAGCCACUAGAAUCCGCAAAGAAGGGACUCACACUGUUGAAGAAUGCCGGGAUGAGGAAGAUAAACUUCGCCGGCGGGGAGCCGCUGCUCUACCCCAAGCAUCUCGGAUCGAUGAUUAAGUUCUGCAAAGAGGAACUACAGAUCGAGUCGGUCUCGAUUGUGACGAACGGGAGUCGACUGACGCAAAGCUUUCUCUCCACAUACGGCAAGUACAUCGAUAUCAUCGCCGUGUCAUGCGACUCGUUCCGGGAGGAAACCAACGUCAAGAUCGGCCGGGGCACCGGGGCCCAUCUGGACAACAUCGCCCGGAUAUCAGAACUGUGUGUGCAGCAUGGGAUCAAAUUCAAGUUGAAUACGGUGGUGAAUCGAUUCAACUUCGAUGAAGAUAUGAACGCGUCGAUCGCCAAGGUCAACCCGUUUCGGUGGAAGUGUUUCCAGGUGUUGAUCGUGGAGGACGAGAAUGAUUCCAGCGACACGCUGCGGGAUGCGAGGAAAUUCACUAUCACGGACGAGGAAUAUGAGCGCUUCUGCAAGACCCACGCUCACAAUAAAUGUUUUAUUGCCGAGUCGAAUAAGGUCAUGAAGAGCUCCUAUCUGAUCAUGGACGAGUACAUGCGCUUCCUCAAUAAGGGUACUGGUGAACCAACUCCGUCGAUUCUGGAGGUCGGCGUAAGCGAUGCUUUACGCCGUGUUCACUUCGAUAAGGAGAACUUUUUUCUGCGUGGUGGAGUGUAUGAUUGGGUCAAAACUCCGGAGUCUUGUGGGACUACGAGUGAUCCCAAGCUGGACUGGUGAUGAAUGUUAUGACGAUUAUAUAUUUUGAAUAUUGAGUAUUCACCUCCUGUAGUUAACUCACGCUUAUUUGGUAUUGUUUUGAAGCUAAAAAUGAGCCAUCAAUAUCACAUACGCGUAUGGGGAUGCACUGGAAUAAAGAAAGGGCAAAUCGGGGUGGUGCCUGAU